AUGAAUGCAAAACUCCUGAAAAAAUACAAAAACUUUAUUGGCGACAAUGAGUUUUUCAGGGCGUUUAUACCAAACUACGAGGAGGUCAUGAAGGGGGAUGAUGAACCUAUCGAGCCCUAUACAUUUGUCAGCAGUCCCCGGUUUGUUCUGCACGAGCUUAAAGAUUAUCAGAUUGAAGGAUUAAACUGGCUGAUUAAUAUGCAUGAAAAUUCUAUAAAUUGCAUACUAGCAGAUGAGAUGGGGUUAGGAAAGACGCUCCAGACGAUCGCAUUUCUCGGGUACAUCCGGUAUGUGAAAAAGGAGAGGAAGAAGCACUUGAUUGUACUUCCGAAGUCCACUCUUGCAAACUGGAAGAGGGAGUUUAAGAAGUUUAUGCCUAACUACAAGGUCCGUGUGUUCUAUUCCUCCCGGAAGGAGAUGAGGAAGGAGGCAGAAGAGAUUAUGUCCUCGAAGUGGGAUGCGUGCCUAACAACAUAUGAGAUGUGUAUAAACGCAAAGAACAUCCUUAAUACGGUUGAUUGGUCAUACAUAAUCAUAGACGAGGCCCAUAGAAUAAAAAACGAGCACAGCCUGCUUAGUAAGAUUGUCAGGAUCUUCUCGUGCGACCACCGCCUCCUCAUCACUGGGACGCCUCUCCAGAACAAUGUCCAUGAGCUGUGGGCAUUAUUAAACUUUAUAGUUCCGGAGAUUUUCAAUGACGCCGAGAAGUUUGAGAAAUAUGUAAUGAAUAUAGAUGAGGGAGAUGGAGAGGCCAUAAAAAGAAUCAGAAGCGUUCUCCAGCUCUUUUUUCUGAGAAGGGAGAAGGUAGAUGUUGAGGAGGGGCUUCCUCCGAAAAAGGUCAUCAACCUGUACUCGAAGCUGAGUCCCAUGCAAAGAGAAUGGUACAGGAUGCUCCUGAAAAGAGAUCUCUCUCCUCUUGGAAGCACAAGGGACCCAAAGGGGAUGCUUAUGAAUGUUGUUAUGCAGCUGAGGAAGUGCUGCAACCACCCAUAUCUGUUUCCUGAUGCAGAGCCCGAGCCUUACACGAACGAUAAGCACAUAAUUGAGAACUCUGGGAAGAUGGUGAUGCUUGAUAAGCUGCUGGCCAAUCUCAAGGCUAAGGGCUCCAGGGUUCUUAUUUUCAGCCAGAUGUCGAUGAUGCUGGAUAUACUUGAGGACUAUGCGAUGUUUAAGGGGUAUGAGUAUUGCAGAAUUGACGGGUCUACAUCCUACAGGGACAGGACCGAGGCGAUUGACACGUUCAAUGCAGAGGGAAGUGACAAGUUCAUAUUUCUUCUGACGACAAGAGCAGGAGGUCUUGGGAUAAACCUGUCUACUGCAGACACAGUGAUUCUGUUUGAUUCUGACUGGAAUCCGCAAAUGGAUCUUCAGGCACAGGACAGAGCCCACCGCAUAGGACAGAAGAAGCAGGUUAUGGUGUUCCGACUGAUUAGCGAGAAUACUGUUGAGGAGAGGAUUGUCUAUAGGUCGUUGCAGAAGCUCAAACUAGAUGACAUUUUGCUGCAGGGAAGCCAAAGAAACUCCACGGUCAGCCAGUCUGAGCUUAUCGACAUACUGGCAAACGGAAUAGAGAUUGCCGAGGACGACGGGGAAGACGAAAGCAUUGAUGAUUUGAUUAGAAGAGGAGAAGAAAAGACCCGGGAGAUGAAUAUGAAGCUGUGUGACUUCAAAAUCAGCGACACACUGAACACGAACAUUGAUUGCUACACAUGGGAGGGGGAAGACUAUAAUGUCAAGAAGAUUGAGAGCUUUAUUGAGAACACCCAGAAUGGCCAAGGAAGAUCCUCAAGGGCAAGUGUCCUCUUCCGGGCAAGGCCUAGAGUUGUCGAAUACCCUGAGUACCAGUUUUAUCCCCGAGAGCUCAAGGACAUACAGGAGAAGGAAGUCAGGCUCUAUGAAGAGGGCAAAGGCCUUUCACAGGAUGAUGUGGCUAGAAAGAAGGAGCUUCUGUCACAGGGAUUUGACUGGACAAAGAAGGAUUUCCAGUCCUAUGUGAAGGCAAUGGAGAAGGUUGGUAAGGACGAUGUCUCAAGAAUAGCAAUGCUGCUGAGCCACAAGGAUGACGUGGAGGCAUAUCACAAGGUUUUCUGGGAAAGGAUAGACGAGCUGAAAGAUGCAGAAAAGAUAGUAAACUCGAUAAACAGAAGCCAACGGAGGCUGGAGAAGAGAUCGAGGAUUAGAGAAAUAAUUGAAAGGGAUUUCGACGACGUUAUCAGAAGGCUAGAGAAGACACGAUCGAGGCUUGGGGAUUACAAUAAGCUCCUGCUGGGCCUCUAUAGGAAAUACAUUGACUACCCGAACUGGGUGGAAUACAUCCGCAAGGAUAUCCUGGGGCUUUCAGAGUACAAGUUCGACUAUUAUCUUCUAUCAAGAACAAGCACCGACAUUCAGAAGCAUAUUAACCACCUUGCCGAUAUGCUAGUCAAGUCCUACAAAAAGACCGAUCCAUCCAGAGUAUAUACAAAAACUUGA
This is a messenger RNA of Encephalitozoon hellem ATCC 50504, 2472 nucleotides long. Its product is annotated as SNF2-like helicase. Gene Ontology annotation, cellular component: chromatin; nucleus. Bases 1 to 2472 code for a protein of 823 amino acids. Gene Ontology annotation, molecular function: ATP-dependent chromatin remodeler activity; ATP binding; histone binding. Gene Ontology annotation, biological process: regulation of transcription by RNA polymerase II; nucleosome organization. The record is from RefSeq and is a predicted model, not a curated record. Lineage: Eukaryota; Fungi; Microsporidia; Unikaryonidae. The transcript has a single exon.